Thermothelomyces thermophilus ATCC 42464 is the source of this 1883-nucleotide messenger RNA. RefSeq lists its product as uncharacterized. The record is from RefSeq and is a predicted model, not a curated record. Bases 288 to 1781 code for a protein of 497 amino acids. Lineage: Eukaryota; Fungi; Ascomycota; Sordariomycetes; Sordariales; Chaetomiaceae. The transcript has a single exon.
AUUUUCCCUGGCGGUCAACGAGAGUUUGCCGGCAUUUUCAGCUUCAGUCAGCUCCUUUUCUAAGGUGGCUUGUCGUUCAAGGCGGCUCAAAUCGAAAUGCGGAGGGGAUCUUGAACGUGGGUCACUGAACCAGGAGGCUGGGCCGGAUAUAUUUGGAGAGCCGGCAUAUCUCGGGAAGAAGAGCUAUCUGGCUAAAGGCAGACCGGUUCGGCGACGGAACCCAGGAGUAUAUCUUGGCUGUGGGACUUGAUCGUCGUGGAAGUGCACCUAGCCGGACAGGCCCGACAAUGCACCAUGGGCAGUCGACGCCCGGUUGCUGCUUGGCGCAUGGCCCGGCCCGGUUCACCAAGUUCCAGCGGCUCCCCCCUGAGAUCCGGAACAUGAUCUGGGAGUUUGCCCUGCCCGAGGCACGAGUAUACGAGGUCCUGGACGCGCCCAACGCUAAGUGGCAGACCCCGCCUCACGAAGGGCUGAUGUUCGCAGAUGUACACCCGGAGCCUCCGCCGGCAAUGGCAGCCGUGUGUCGAGAGAGCCGGUCCAUGUUUAUGCAUCACUACAAACCCCUGACAUUAGGAAAGACGACAAAAUACGUCGACCUGUCGCGGGAUGUCCUGCUCCUGGAAUCAUACCUCCUCAUCAAGCGGCUGCACCGGACUCUGCACUUUAUGAGUCAGAUCCCGCUAGUACGGGACAGAAUCACUCGGCUUGCCCUGGGAACGUCUUACGGCGUCUACCCAGGCAUCUACCACCCCAUGAUGGAUCGGAAGCCAUACAGGAACAACAUGGGCAAGCUGUUAGCAUGUCUGGCCAAAUUUCCGCGGCUCGAAACGCUCAUCUUUGUCAUCCACCAGGAAUAUCAUCUUGAGUCUGCCCUUCGCUUUCCGGGAACGCUGACCCCAAUGGCCCCGAUGCCUGCGCCAACAAACGCGGCACUAUAUUCGGCAUACGGAGUUGUGCCUGCAGCAACUCGCUGCCCGUCACCGCCCCUGAUCAAAGACGAAAUCAAGGCCGAGUCUUCUUCCCACUCAAUCCCCGCAUGCCCAACAACAGCAGCAGCAGCAGCAGCAAUUACAGAAACCUCACCAGCCGGCCAUCCCACGCCAGCUAGCAGCACCACCAGCUCACCCUUGCCACCGCCUCCGCUGCCGCUCCCGUUGGCACCAGCCCUCGAACGACAACCUCUGUCCCCUCCCUCCCCUCCCCAGCAUCUACCUCUCCAGCGGCAGCAACACCCGCGACGACACCAGCUGCACGCAACUCUCGUGCCUUUUUCAAAAUCUAUACCGUCAUCAUCACCAGCAGCGGCAGCAGUACCAUGCGCCAAGAUGGGUGCUGAAGAGUUUAUGUACUACAAUAUGAGGGGGCGCUGGGACGAGUUUGACGCGUACGAAGCCUACGUGGAACCAGAUUCCCCGUCAACUUCGGCGACGUUUGCGGAUGUGGCUGAGUAUCGCGGGCGUUUGGGUUUUGCGGGGCGGGGUCAUGAUGAGCAGAGUGGUAGUGGUCGUGGUGGGAAGAGCCCUGGGAAUGGUGGUUGCAAGUGGGGUUGCGCUGGCAACGGUGCUGGCAACCUGAGGGAUGAGUGGCGCGACCCGUGGCCGACCAACAACGACUGGAAGUGGUUCAGACGCCGGUGGGUGCGGGCGAUGAUCGCGGCGUGCUCGCAGGCUGCGGAUGCGGGUGCUCCAAGCUUUGGUCUGGACGGCACCCAGAUGCCUAGGUGGAAGCUGAGGGGAGCGAGCCUGCUCUGGAGAUAUACUCGGGACGUCGUAGACGGUUAGUGAAGUUUCGGACUGUGCUUUGUUUGUGGCCUGUAUCAUCAUCUCCAAUGGGAAGCGCUGCCCUUUAUUUACGGUGGGGGGCCAACAAGAACGGAGAAGGAG